CAGCGAGUAGGUUUUAAAAUGCCGCUGCCGCUGUGACGCGCAGAUCCCUUGCGCCAUUCAUUCGGGAGCAGGAGGCACACACCAAAGUGGAGCUAAUCUGCUUCCAGGCAGGGCAGUGAGGGUUUUCUUCUGUGUUUUUGAAUGCAAAACAAACCAUCUCUUGCCCCGAUGAGAAAAUCGGAAUGAGCCGAGAGCGGCAGGUUGCGAAAGAAAAACCUCCCUCGAACUUCCCCCGAAGAGGCACUGCGAGAGGGUUGGGCGGCAAGACAGCCUAAACCAAAGGAGGGCGCCUCGGCUCUGCAAGAGUUACCCGCACUCCCACCUUCUGCUGCGGGAGAAGGCAGCCCACGCCCACGCGGCCGACUUAGCCGGUCGGCGCUGGGGUGGCCGGCGUCAAAGUACUCCUGUCGCCCGGCUCUUCUGUGCACCGUCCGGCGUUGGGGAAAGGCCACUGGAGAGCAGUGUGGCGGCCGGGCGGAUGCCGGGCAUGUGGGCAGGCAACUGAACCACGGACUGCUGUGGAUGCACUACUAUAAUCCAGGAUGAAUGAAUGCCACCAUGAUAAACGCAUGGACUUCUUUUAUAACAGGAGUAAUACAGCCACAGCAGAUGAGUGGUCGGGGACAACUCUUGUCAUUGUUUUCUGCUUUGGGGCCUUCUUUUGCCUCUUUAUUUUCCUUUCCAAUUCACUGGUCAUAGCCGCUGUGGUCAAAAACAAGAGGUUUCACUUCCCUUUCUACUAUUUGCUAGCCAAUCUAGCAGCUGCAGAUUUUUUUGCUGGCAUUGCUUAUGUAUUCUUGAUGUUCAAUACUGGCCCAGUGUCAAAAACAUUAACUGUUAAUAGGUGGUUUUUGCGCCAGGGACUUCUGGACACUAGCUUGACGGCUUCUUUGGCCAACUUGCUAGUCAUUGCCGUUGAGCGGCACUUGUCCAUUGUGCGGAUGAGGGUUCACAGCAACCUUACAAAGAAGAGGGUCACUUUUUUCAUUUUGUUGAUCUGGGCUAUAGCUAUUUUCAUGGGUUUAGUGCCCACAUUGGGCUGGAACUGUCUCUGUGACAUUUCAACCUGCUCUUCCCUGGCUCCUAUUUAUAGCAGGAGUUACUUGAUAUUUUGGACAGUCUCCAACCUGGUGGUUUUUUCCAUCAUGGUGGUGGUGUACAUAAGAAUCUACAUGUAUGUCCAGAGGAAAACAAAUAUUUUAUCUCCACACACUAGUGGAUCCAUCAGCCGCAAGAAGACUCCGAUGAAGCUUAUGAAGACAGUCAUGGCGGUCUUAGGUGCCUUUGUUGUGUGCUGGACUCCUGGUCUUGUCGUCCUGCUUCUCGAUGGCUUGAACUGCACUCGUUGCGAGGUUCAGCAUGUGAAAAGGUGGUUCCUCCUCCUGGCCCUGCUGAACUCUGUCAUAAACCCAAUCAUUUACUCGUUCAAGGAUGAUGAGAUGUCAAGUACAAUGAGGCGCAUGAUCUGUUGCUCUUUUGAGGAGAGAAAUCUGCAACAGUCUUCACAGAUCCCCUCCACAGUGCUCAACAGGAGCAUGGAGUCCUCCAGCCACUACUUAGAAAAUGGCAUUAUCCAAGGGACUGUCAGUGGCAAAGAAAACACAUGAGCUGUUCUUUGUUCUUCUCCUUCUCUUCUUAAGAUAUGGAUUGUGGUGGGAGGCGGAUGCGAGUGGAACGAACCGGCUGAGAUCACUGAACCCUGUAACAGCAGAAGUACACAUUCUCUGUACCAACCCCCCCACCCCCACCCCAAAUCCCAAGGAGACCUGACAUCCUUGUAAAUAAUUACUGGAUGAGUGGAAAAUGUACUGGAAGGGAUGGAGAAGAAUGGAAGGAGUGGACUUAUUCUACAGUGUUUUUUAAAAAAACCUGAAAAUUGUACAAGCAGCAUUGUGGAGUCCUCCUUCCUCAGAGGCCCAGUUAUCACUGAGCGGUACAUAGGUAAAAUCCUGCGUCCUGAAUGUGUCACUACAAAUUGUUAGAGUGGGGUGGUUCUCACAGCUGAAUGCUGCUUCAUUUUUUAAAAAAAUCUCCACAUAAAGAACUAGAUGUCAGGGAGAAGGGUUCUAGACUAGCUUUGUGACUAAUAGCAUUUUAAUGUAUAUGGAAGGAUUUUUUUAAAAUUGUGUGGAGGAUCAUUCAGUCAUGUGAGUCACCCCACCUGACCCCAGCAGCCUAUAGUGAUACAGCCCAAGCAUAGGUUUACAACCUCAGUGAGAACUAGACCAAAGUUCCAGUCUGGCCCUAUGCAUGUUUACAUGGUAGUGAGUACCAUUUUGCAAAUUGUGUGCACUGCUUUGGAUUGCAGCCUAAGAUCCCAUUGAACAGUGCAAGAUAAAUAAAUAGAAUAGAACUCAGUGGGGCUUGCUUCUGAGUAACCAUAUAUAGGAUUGAGCUGUAUAAUCUCCUAGGUGGUGCAGUGUUUAUGCUCCUCCAUUAAACAUUUUUACAAAGUUUUUUCUUGACAUAACUGAGGGUUACAGAACCAAAAUGUGUCCUCUUCAUAUUUAUCUGGCUUCCCCACCCCAUAGUCAGUGUUAUCAUUUGCAGGUAUCCUACCUUCCCUUGCAAAGGGGUGGGGGAGUUCAAUAAAUUUCUACAAUAAACUAGUGGCAUGCAUCAACAGUCAGCAUCCCAACAGCAUGUUAUUCUCUGCAUAUGCAACUUCUGUGGCUUGUUAAUAAGGAUAGAACUGUUUACUCUUAAAGAAACAAAGCCCCAAAUCAUCUGCCGCUGCUUCAGCUGAAAGAGGGACAAUGGGGAUUGAUGGUACUAUUUUUAAGCCUCUGAUCUUGUCUUACAGCUAUGAUAAACUCAUGCUUGAGUUGCUAGCACAAGAGUGUUGGAAGAGUGGUUAUUACAUUUGAGUUUAUUAAAAGGCUGGCCUUUUUAAAUGUAUGAAUUUAAAAUACUGUGUGGUCAAAAUAAGAUUGGUAUGACAAAAAAUAUAGGCAACAAUAUCUGUGUACUUCUGGUUUAUGGAUUUAAUCCUUUCAAGUUGGGGUAGACACACUUAUUGUUGUGCCAGUUCCAGUGUGUCUCCACUUCUGUUUUCUGAAAACUGAGGCAUACAACGCUAGUCAAACUGUGCUGCUUUUUACUCUAAAACCCGGUCGGAUCAGCUUGAGUGCAUUUUUUAAAAUUCAGCUUCAGACAGAUUUCACAAGUGGUUGGUAGAACAACCUGUUGCCCCUCCAGGCGUGGCCAAUGGAAACACUGCUGCAGGCUCAGGCAAAGAUAGUGACUGGCCCAACACUUUGUUGUGGGUGGUCCUGAAAGACCUGAAGGCAGCAGUGGAAAGAGAGAUAUGUCCAGCCGAGAGUAGAGUCACUUCAAAAAACAGCUAGAAAAACCAUUCUUGCUGCUUUUGAAGCGACUAAUGUGCCCGCAGCCUUAGUGAGGGAUCUCUGGAGAGUCUUCUGCAAAGGCAUGGGAUUGUACAUAUUUUUAUUUCAAAGGGUUAUUUGAUAAAAAAAAACCCACCACUUAAUUAAUGUGCAUAGAUAAAUUUUCACACUGUACUUUUAAAGUGGUUUUGUCUCCUGUGGACUAUGUGUGAAAUCAGGGAUAUGCUUAGGAUGAUGAUACAGAGUUGUAAAUAAAUGCUUUGUAUCUGACUUUGGGUACCUCUUUAUUUUGGGGGCCAUCUUCAGAAACUGGAAUUUUCUAGAAGCAAUACUGAGACUUUUGCCCAAAAUGCUUUCAGAAAACAGGACAAGGGUUUGCUGCCUCCCUUGGAGAAGGGAAAUACCACUUGUUAUUUGCAUGUGCUAAUUUAUUCAAAUACAUGAAUGUUUUAAAUUAUGCCUAGGAUUGUAAAGUAACAGUAUGUCAAAUGAGAGAAAGAGAGAGACGUGUAAUUUCUCUUCCUGCAUGUUCUCUGCAUGAAAACAAAAACAAAAGCCUAGGCCAGCUUAAAUCUGACUUAAUGGCAUGCCUAACUAGGCCAUAAGCCCAGGAUUUUUUUCUUUGGGCAGUUUUACGCAAUCAUUUUGAAAGCAGGUACAUGGAAUGCAGCUGGUUAUCUGUAUUCAGGGAUUUCUGCAGUCACUGCUGCCAGAUAGGCAGCACAGCAUGGGGGUAUUAUGGCAUAAAGAAUUAAAACCAGAAUUUGAUGUUUGAUCUCCUGGGGCCAGCCAGCAGAUGAAGGAUAAAUCUUGAAUUAAUUAUGGGCAUUGUUCACGAUAUAGAUUGCACAAUUCCACACACCUAGCUAACCCUGAGAAGUAAAAAAUCCCCAGCCUAUUAUGCUAUGUGAAAAUCUCAUUAUGCCUAUUUGCAAGAUAACCUAUUUCUAUUUUAGUAGGUAUGCCAUUGGCUUGUAUUAGUGGAACUAAGACUGAAAACUGUAUAUAUCUCUCAAUGACAUGGUCAGACUGUUGCUCUUGUCUAACUCCUCCAUGUGCCUCUUGGACCCAUUCCCCGUGACUGUCAUAUCUCUCACUAUUAUCCUUCCAUAACAUCACCAACCUGUAUUUCUUCUUCAAAUGCCUUCUUUAGAAAUAUCACAUGUCUCCUAUUCUCAAAAAAGCUUUCCAUGAUGUAGGCUUGUCUUCUUAACUACUGGCCAAUUUCAUGUCUCCCUUUUGUCUCCAAACUACUGGAGCAUGUUGUUGACCCCAUAUAAUCUGGCUUCUGCCCUUCGAGCUCCUUUGAAAUUGAGAAGAUCCCAGAUGAUUUUCUCACUGCCAAAUCCUAGUACACUGGUCCAUCUAGCUCUGUAUGGUCCAUGCUGACUAGCAGCAACUCUUGAGGGUUCAGGCAUCUACCUGGAGAUUUGGGGAAUAUACCCUGGGACAUUUUGCAUGCAGGGUUCUGUCACUGAGCUCUACCAAAGGUCUCUUCUCAACUUUGUCAUAAUUGUCCUUUCUGCAGUGCUGCCUUAGACACAAGCGAUUGCUCUCUCCUGCUUGACUUCAUCCAUGCCUGAGGUUUCCAUGACUGUUCUUAAUUUGUUCUUAGCUAGCUCUUCUAUUAGGUUUUUGUUCAAUGUUUCCACUAUUGCAGGGGUAGGAAACCUGAAGCCUGGGGACCAAAUAUGGCCCUCCAGGCCUCUCUCUCUGGCCCUUGGGACUUUCUCCAGGCCACAACCCCUCUCUAGCCACACCUCUUGCUUGAAUGUUUUUGUCUGGCGGGAAUAUGUCCUUGAACUCUGAUAAUGCCUCAUGCUUGCCUGGAUGGAGGACAAAGAAGGGUAUUUGAGUGUAGAAACCCGCCUGCUGUAUAAAGGUGAAAUUUACAUUAAUUGCUUCAUCCACUUUUGCCUUUGGCCCUACCUACCAAUGGCAUGUGACCCCUAGUAGGUUGCCUAGAAGGGAAUACAGCCCUCAGGCUGGAAAAGCUUCCCCUCCCCUACACUAGGAACAGUUCUUCUGUCUUUCCCCUUUCUUUGUGGGUUCUUAGGUGUUUAGAGCCCCUUAUUCUCUUCCUACACUCCUUUCUUGGGUGACCUCAUCAAAUGUCAUGACUUUCAGGACAGUAUAUGCUGAUGAUAUCCAGCUGUAUCCCCGUCUCACCCCAGACCGUUCCUACUCUGUCCAGUCCUGUCUCUUCACCCACCUAUCAGUCAUAUCCAUCUGAAUGUCCCAUCGCCACUUCUGACUUAAUAUGCCUAACCACACCUCUUACCUUUCCUUCUAAGCCUCUGUCCAAACCUUUACUGCCAGAAUUAUUCACCUCUCCCAUCACUGUGACUGCAUGACAUCCCUCCUCAGGCAGGUCCCUUCACUGGCUUCCUAUCCCCUUCUGUAUCCAGCCCACAAACUCCUCAUUUCUAAAGCUAUCAAUGGUGUCCUGUUCCUUAUAUGACUCCUCCCAUUCUUUCUUGCUAACUUCUAUGCAUAAAACUCCUUCCAACAUGGUGUUGCUUCUCUCCGUUUGUUCAAACCCUCAGUGAAACCAACAUUUUCUGAGUGGCCUUUGACUUACCCUCUUCAACCUUAUAGCAGAACUUUUGCAUGUAAUAGCAUUUGUCUACAUUAUUUCUUCCCACCCCCUUUGUCUGUUGUUUCUCCAUUGUCCAUUUCAGGUUGUAAGCUCCUUAGGAGCAGGGACUCAUAUAUGUUGCCUGUGUAACUUUGUAAGGUCCCAUCAUGUACACUGAUGAUGCUGUAUAAAAAUAAAUAUAUAUC
Molecule: messenger RNA, 6131 nt
Organism: Rhineura floridana
Lineage: Eukaryota; Metazoa; Chordata; Lepidosauria; Squamata; Rhineuridae
Gene: LPAR3
Product: lysophosphatidic acid receptor 3
Exons: 3
Coding region: 543-1607 (354 amino acids)
Biological process (GO): G protein-coupled receptor signaling pathway
Cellular component (GO): membrane
Molecular function (GO): lysophosphatidic acid receptor activity
Source: RefSeq, a predicted model, not a curated record